GGUUCGGGUUCGGAGUGAGGUUCGGGUUCGGACUUUUGAGCAAAAAGAUAGAGGCGGAUUCCGCACCACCAACCAAACCAAAAAGGCAUUGCUCCAUAGCCCUACGCUUCUCUGCCCUUUCCAUAUUCUCUGUCACUUUCCCGAGAAAAUUCCUCACAGAAAAAGCGAUCCGAGAGGGGGAAAAAGUUCAAGAACCUGCUCUGCUAUCUCCAAUUCGUGAUCGAUAAGAGAAAUCCAGCCGCAAUCGAAAAAUCAUGGGAAGAGGAGAUGAAGACGAUCAGAACGAGGAGGAGGAAGAAGACGAAGAAGAAGAAAGCCGAGAAGGAGGAGAAAUCGAAUGGCCGCCAUGGCUGGAACCUCUUCUCGGCACGAGCUUCUUCGUCCAAUGCAAACUCCACGCCGAUUCGCACAAAAGCGAAUGCAAUAUGUAUUGCUUGGAUUGCAUGAACGGAGCUCUCUGUUCGCUCUGUCUUGCUUCUCACAAAGAUCACAGAGCAAUUCAGAUAAGAAGGUCAUCGUACCAUGAUGUGAUAAGGGUGUGUGAGAUACAGAAAUUUGUGGACAUAACAGGAGUCCAGACUUACAUCAUAAACAGCGCCAGAAUUGUGUUCUUGAACCACCGCCCUCACCCUCAUCCACGUCCUCCCAAUGCCACCACUGCCAAAGCUGCCACCAAUGCCUGCCACGUCUGCCACCGUACCCUUCUUGAUUCUUUCCUCUUCUGCUCUCUCGGUUGCAAGCUUAUUGGGACAUCAAAGAGUUUGGAGAGAAAGUUGAAGGCGGUGGAAAACAGAAGCUCCGACACCGAGAAAUCCAAGACCGCCACCGCCACCGCCAACAGAAGAAGACUCAGAACCAAACUCCGAAGCUUCUCGCCGUCGACGCCGCCCCCCACGGUGGCGAUUCACAGAACCGCCAGGAGAAGGAAGGGAACGCCGUACCGGUCUCCGAUGGGAGGACUUCUCUUAGAAUUUUAAAAUAAAAUAAAAAAGAAUUUAAAACGUAAAAGACGAAAAUACCCCCCCCCCCAAUAUACACCCGGAUUAAGAUUAUUACAAUUUUGCAGCAUCUGAGCCUUGCCAGGCCGUUGCUGUAAAAAUAGUGCCCAUAAGAAAUGUAUUUUGCUGUAAUUUAAAAUAAUAAUGCGAAAAUUAAA
Momordica charantia (bitter melon) is the source of this 1156-nucleotide messenger RNA. RefSeq names its product protein RGF1 INDUCIBLE TRANSCRIPTION FACTOR 1. NCBI's taxonomy places the organism in Eukaryota, Viridiplantae, Streptophyta, Magnoliopsida, Cucurbitales, Cucurbitaceae. The record is from RefSeq and is a predicted model, not a curated record.